AUGUCGACGUUCGCCGGUAUCGCGGCGUGCACCCUUGGUGCCACGACAAUGCUUCUCUGCAUCUGUUUCGUCCCACAAAUCUACCAACAAGUCUCUCUUCUCCGUGACGAGUUGACCACUGAAAUGGAGGCGUGGCGUCUCGAGACCGACCAACUCUACAUGGACAUGCAGAAGUUGGGCCGUGUGCGCAGACAAGCCGGCGGAUACGGAGGAUACGGUGGAUACGGUAGCGGACCAAGUGGACCAUCUGGACCAUCUGGACCACACGGUGGAUUCCCGGGAGGACCAAACUCUGGAUUCCCAGGUGGCAACACCGGAUCGUCGAACCCACCAACUCUUCCAGGAGUCGUUGGAGUCCCACCAUCUGUCACCGGACAUCCAGGAGCCUCGCCAAUCAAUCCAGAUGGAUCUCCAUCCGCCGGACCAGGAGACAAGUGCAACUGCAACACCGAGAACUCUUGCCCAGCUGGACCAGCCGGACCAAAGGGAACUCCAGGACACGACGGACCAGACGGAAUUCCAGGAAUUCCAGGAGUCGACGGAGAGGAUGCCGAUGACGCAAAGGCCCAAACCCAACAAUACGAGGGAUGCUUCACUUGCCCAGCCGGACCACAAGGACCACCAGGAUCCCAAGGAAAGCCAGGAGCCCGUGGAAUGCGUGGAGCCCGUGGACAAGCCGCCAUGCCAGGAAGAGACGGAUCCCCAGGAAUGCCAGGAUCUCUCGGACCAGUCGGACCACCAGGAGCCGCCGGAGAGGAGGGACCAACCGGAGAGCCAGGAGCCGAUGUCGAGCAUCAAAUCGGACUUCCAGGAGCCAAGGGAACUCCAGGAGCACCAGGAGAGUCGGGAGAUCAAGGAGAGCAAGGAGACCGUGGAGCCACCGGAAUCGCCGGACCACCAGGAGAGCGUGGACCACAAGGAGAGAAGGGAGACGAUGGACCAAAUGGAGCCGCUGGAAGUCCAGGAGAGGAAGGAGAGCCAGGACAAGAUGCUCAAUACUGUCCAUGCCCACAGAGAAACGCCAACGCCGCCGUCGGUGGAAAUCAAGGAUACAGAAACUAG
Molecule: messenger RNA, 1062 nt
Organism: Caenorhabditis remanei
Lineage: Eukaryota; Metazoa; Nematoda; Chromadorea; Rhabditida; Rhabditidae
Exons: 2
Coding region: 1-1062 (353 amino acids)
Cellular component (GO): cuticular extracellular matrix
Molecular function (GO): structural constituent of collagen and cuticulin-based cuticle
Source: RefSeq, a predicted model, not a curated record